Messenger RNA from Glycine soja, 651 nucleotides. RefSeq names its product protein OCTOPUS-like. The transcript has a single exon. The record is from RefSeq and is a predicted model, not a curated record. Gene Ontology annotation, cellular component: plasma membrane. NCBI's taxonomy places the organism in Eukaryota, Viridiplantae, Streptophyta, Magnoliopsida, Fabales, Fabaceae. Bases 1 to 651 code for a protein of 216 amino acids.
AUGGAUCCUGGUCUCGAACCUCACCAUCCCUCCGGUUAUUGUGAUCGCCACCCUGAGGAGCAAUUCAUCGGUUAUUGCCCUGAAUGUCUUUACGAAGAGCUCACAGUUCAUGAUGAAAACUCUUCCACCUCCACCCAAGUGGAGUCCCAUGCAACUUCCUCCAUCAUUUCUUCCACCAAAGCUAUUUUUCAACCUUUCACUGCCAUGUGUGGACCCAAUCGACCUUGCUCCUCCUCCUCCUUCCUCCUCAUGCUUCGCCGCACAAAGUCUUUAUUUGGCACCUUCAAAUCGCAAAGAAAAUCCAACAACUUUCCAACCCACAACACCUUAUUGUCUCUCUUCAACCAAGAUGAUGAAUACAAAAUUCCCAGAGAGGAACCAGAAGUUGAAAUGCUUAAUCUCGCUUCAUCUUCUUCUAUCGUUCAAGAAGUUGAAGAAGAUAGAGGAACAAGAGAAAUCAAAGGAAAUGAAAUCAUAGAGGAGGAAUUAGAGGUGGAGGCAAAGGAGACACCAGAGGCAAUGAAGGACACCAUGGAUUUGGGUUCGCAAGCGAACAAGAGUUAUGGCCAUGAUUUGAAGGGAAUAUUUCAAUUUGUUUCUUUGGUUUUCAAGAAAAAGCUUCAAAAAAAUGGAGGCAGAAACAAAAGAUGA